AUGAUUGAAUUAUCCGGUGUAUUUUUCCUAAGGCUCUCCAUAUUCUCGAUUGGAUUCUGCUUCUUAAGACGUCUUAGGAAGGGUAUCCGCGGUAUGGCCUUAGCCGCUGUCUCAGCUUCCAAACAACCUCCUUCUUCCAGCUCUUCAAAUCCGCAGGCCACGUGGUUGGGCUCAUUGUUGUAUAAUGCCAACAAAUUUGAAGCGAAUCAAUAUCCAAAGCGACAAAAGACGAUUACAUCUGAUCCUUAUAUCAAGGAGGAUACCAAUCAUCAUGAAGAUGAUCAUCCCCACCAAAGUACUACUACCACUAGCGUAACUCAUAUUGUUAAUGAUCAAGAGGCACAAAUAUUACAGCGUAAGGAAGAAGAAAUGAUGGUGAUGAAGCAGCCACGGACGAGUGUGUUAACUAGGAAGAGUACUCUACGGCCGACACAACUGGUUGUACCGGCUCCCCUUAGUUGUCCGGCGGAAAUGGAAAUCAUGAUCGGGAAAAAAUAUGAACGGGAGGAGUUCCAACUACAAGGUAAAGGAUUUGCGGUGGCAAGUAAGAAAGGAAAGAGAGCCGUCAUGGAAGAUUCACAUGGCGUCAUGCUCCACAUCGAUUCAAACCCUAAACAAGCGUUUUUUGUGGUGGUGGAUGGGCAUGGAGGAAGAGCAGCAGCUGAGUUUGUGGCAGAAAAUCUAGGGACCAACAUAAUGAAGGAGAUCAACAAUAUAGAGAAUGUGGCCGUUGGAUCAUUAGAAGAAGCUGAACAUCAUCAUAUUGAACAAGCAAUACGAAGAGGAUACUUGGUCACUGAUCAUCAAUUUCUUAGUCAGGAAGUGAAUAAAGGGGGAGCAUGUGCAGCGAGUGUGCUAGUGAAGGAUGGGGAGAUGUAUGUUGGCAACGUUGGAGACUGUAAAGUAAUCCUAAGUAGGAAUGGAAAAGCUCAGUGUUUGACUCAAGAUCAUCGCCUCACCCGACCAGAUGAACGUGCCCGAAUCGAAAACUCGGGUGGAUUUUUGGAGUGCCGGAAUGGAGUAUGGAGGGUAAACGGGAGCCUAGCAGUAUCGAGGGCUAUUGGGGAUGCUUACCUAAAACAACAUAUCAUUUCUGAACCACACACUCUCUCCCUUCCUUUAACUCCUGAUGACUCCGACUGCUUCCUCAUCUUGGCUUCUGAUGGCUUGUGGGAUAAGGUAGGGGAGCAAGAGGCAGUUGAUGUUGUGCUAGCAUCAUCAUCAUCAAGAGGAGGAGGAGGGAAGAAGAAGGAGGAUCAGGAUGAAGAUGAUUCAGCAGUGGAGGCUUGUAAAGAGCUGGUAGCAUUGUCAUAUCGCAGAGGUGGUGUGGAUGAUGUCACAGUUAUGGUUAUCCAUCUUCCCAACUUUUUUUCGUAA
This is a messenger RNA of Oldenlandia corymbosa var. corymbosa, 1377 nucleotides long. Lineage: Eukaryota; Viridiplantae; Streptophyta; Magnoliopsida; Gentianales; Rubiaceae. The record is from the annotation of a GenBank genome assembly.